AUGGCCAACAUCACUGCCGCCGGCGAUGGGAUCACCGGUGGUUACACCGGCCAGUCGCUGGGCAUGCAAAUCACCAUCGCGACCCUCGCCGGCAUCACAUGGUACAACGCCUUCGAGCUCGUCGUCCUCAUCUUCGUCACCUUCGCCCAGUAUCGCGGCCUCUACUUCUGGAGCUUGCUGGUCUCGUCCGCCGUCGGCUUGAUCCCCUACUCGCUCGGAUUUCUAUUGAAGUUUUUCAACCUCACCACGGCCACCUGGCUGCCCGUCACCCUCCUCACCGUCGGCUGGUGGGCCAUGGUGACCGGGCAGUCGAUCGUCUUGUAUUCACGCCUGCACUUGGUCCUCGCGAACCAGCGCGUGCUGCGUCGCGUGCUGGUCAUGAUCCUCGUCAAUGCAGUCAUUCUGCACAUCCCGACCACCGUGCUGACGUACGGCACCAACCUCGCACCGCUCGGGGCGACCCGAGCCUCAUAUAUCACCGGAUAUAACGUGAUGGAAAAGAUUCAAAUGACCGGCUUCUGUCUGCAGGAAUUCAUUAUCUCGGGUCUCUAUAUCUGGGAGACGGUGCGCAUGAUUCGUCUGGAUAUGGACCACACCAAGCGCAAGAUCCAAUACCAACUACUGAUCCUCAACAUGAUCAUCAUCAUUAUGGACCUGGGCCUGCUCGUCGCCGAAUACCGCAACUACUACAUCAUGGAGACCAUGCUCAAGGGCGCGGUCUACAGCAUCAAGCUGAAACUUGAAUUCGCCGUGCUGGGGAAACUCAUCCACCUGGUCCACAACCACGUCUGGAAACCCGAGUCCUUUUCCGGCCCUCGCGAGUUUCCCGACUUUGUCGAUGCGACCCGCGUCACCUCCGACCUCACCCACGCCGCGCCAGUACACUCCAGCCAAGCCCGCUCCUGGAUGGACGAUGAUAUCUCCAUUGCCAUGUUCGAGCACUCCCCCCGGUCGACGCGCACACAGCCACCUCCGACACCGGCAACUCGUGGAGCAGCGAUACUCGCAUCCAACACGGAGAUCCCCACGCCAUCGAUUUCACCAGCCCAUUCUGCCAAUACCAGCGCAAGCCCGCGAAGCUGA
This is a messenger RNA of Penicillium canariense, 1083 nucleotides long. RefSeq lists its product as uncharacterized. The record is from RefSeq and is a predicted model, not a curated record. The transcript has a single exon. The coding region runs from base 1 to 1083 and encodes 360 amino acids. NCBI's taxonomy places the organism in Eukaryota, Fungi, Ascomycota, Eurotiomycetes, Eurotiales, Aspergillaceae.